Molecule: messenger RNA, 1641 nt
Organism: Impatiens glandulifera
Lineage: Eukaryota; Viridiplantae; Streptophyta; Magnoliopsida; Ericales; Balsaminaceae
Exons: 8
Coding region: 1-1641 (546 amino acids)
Biological process (GO): protein desumoylation
Cellular component (GO): nucleus
Molecular function (GO): deSUMOylase activity
Source: RefSeq, a predicted model, not a curated record
AUGGAGAAAACAAAUCGCCAUGGAAGAAGUUCACAAGCUGGGAAUAUACUACUAUGUUGCAGGUUAAAGAAACUACCGAAUUGGCGGCGGCGCGGAGAGGUUGUGGCAGUUUCGGUUCCUGAAUCACAUCGAAUUGCAGGUUUAGCGUUUAAUGUUUGUUUCUGGUUAUUGAUUAUUGCAUUAUAUUUGCAUAUGGCAGAAACCACCGUUCCUGAUUUCCCUGGACGGAUUUCUUGGAAAAGCGCCCUCUGCCUUAAGAAGAUUGUUAUGAAGUUUGAGGAAAUGGAUCUUGUGGAGAAGGUGUACAAUACCCAAUUCAGAUAUAUAGUCUCUGCGCCAGUGUUGCAGUUCUCAGGAACUAUUGAGGAUUAUGAUGAUGAAGAGGAGGGAAGUGAACCUGAGGAUGAACAUGAAGAACCUACUUCCAAACCAAACACCCGGAAGAGAAAGGCUGCGCUUAAUCUCAAAGAAGCCGUAAACCUGAAGAGGAAGCUUGCUUAUGAAUCUAGUCCUGCCCACAUUCCUAGCCCCCCAUCCGCUACUAGUCCUGGAUUACCUUCAACAUCUUCUGUUGGAUGUAAAUGUGAAGAGCUGAAAGAGGAGGUAAAAGCGCUGAAGGAGGAGCUCAUCAAAGAGGUGAAGGAGGAGCUCAAAGAGAUGAAAACAGCUUACGAAGAAACUCAAACAAAUCACAAGGCUUAUAUGAAAAAGUUGGUUGUUAGUAUGUGCGAACAGUUAUUAGCCAAAUCCAACCAAAGGAUGGCCACUUUAAUUGUCAAAUUAGAUAGUAUGGAGGAGGAGAGGAAGAAGAAGAAGAAGAGCAAAUUGGAAAAGAAGGGCAAGACUGAGGUGGAUGGUGGGGAGAUUGAGAAUGAUGUAAAGGUGGGUGUUGGGGAGAUUCAGACUGAUGUGAAGAAUUGGUUGAAAGAUGAAGCUACCAAUGAUGAGACAAAAACUAUGUUUACUUGCGAAGCACGAAAGAAGUUGUUUGUUAGAGUUCUAACAAAGUCCACAUGGCUUAAAGAUCCUGAAAUCGACGCAGUCUGCCACUUGUUGCGCAAAAGGAUUGAGCAAUAUCCCAAGACAUAUAAACAUUGCAAAGUAUCAAUAGGGGAUUGCUUAUUAGCAGAUAUGAUGAGGCGAGAGUACCCGAACUAUAAAAAAGAUCCUGAAAAAUUUCCAAUAGCAGACGUAUUUUCUCAGUACUUCUGGGGAGCGCCUCAUAGACAUAUGCCAGAAUGGCCAGUAGUAGACGAUAUUUACGUGCCUUUGAACAUUGGCAACAAGCAUUGGGUACUGUGCGUCGUUCGUGUACAAGAUAAUCACAUUGACGUUUAUGACUGCGACUCGAGUAUUUAUAGGAAUCUCGAUCCAUACAUGAGACCUUUGUGUGAGAUGUUUCCACGAAUAUAUGCAAUGGGAGCCAGUGAUGCUGAGCUAAAACGGUAUCCUAAUUUCAAUUUCCAGAAACUGACAUAUAAAAGGUUGCCACACCCAGCCAAAAAUGCAGUCGCCAAAUAUGGGGAAGUCCCUAGAGCAGAAGAAAGUGGGGAUUGUGGUGUAUUUAUGCUUAUGCACAUGGAAUACUUGACUGUUGGUUUAGGUGUAGAGAAGAACUUGACUUGUGCUUAUGUAUUCUGA